GCUCUCUUCUCUCCCACUCCAGCUGCCACCAUCUAGGAUGAAUGUCUGGUGGGCUGGAAGCCGCAUGCGGGUAUACAGAGCUAGCGUCUACGGAUGCUAGCUGGCAAUACAUGCGCCAGUCCGUGCGCAUCAGAAGUAGAGUACGAAAGAUCCAGCAGAGAGAGCAAAGGAAACUGGUGAGUGGUGACUCGGUGAGUGGGAAAGAAGAUGAGGAGAAAGGGAAACGAAGCCUGUCAGCCCGAGCAAAGCACAAGCAUGGAAGGCUUGGCCUCGCACAUGUCUUCCUGUGAGGAUAGUUGGGACAGACAGUAAGGUACUUUCGGACUUUCGCUGAUAUUCGUACGUGAAGAGUUCACCGUACACCGUAACCGUAGACGCUCUUUCGUAUCGAGAUAGUUGUAUCCGUAAGCUGGGCUCGCAGAGAGUCUCUCUGUUGAACGCUACGCUUCCAUCGCUUGGCUUCAACCAGCGGCCUUGCUUGCAACACUGCUCCCCCCCUGAAACGUCGAGGCGGUGCAGUCACAAUAUGGGCACGCCCGUUGGCUCUUAGAAAGCAGA
This is a messenger RNA of Colletotrichum phormii, 558 nucleotides long. RefSeq lists its product as uncharacterized. NCBI's taxonomy places the organism in Eukaryota, Fungi, Ascomycota, Sordariomycetes, Glomerellales, Glomerellaceae. The record is from RefSeq and is a predicted model, not a curated record. The transcript has a single exon. The coding region runs from base 42 to 290 and encodes 82 amino acids.